AUGGCGGCAACAAGCGACGAAGCAAUGGAGUCGCUGCUUUCCAAUUUCAAUCAGAUAUUCGACGGUUAUCGGAGUGGAGUCUCCGAGUUCCAAUUACUGAAAUCAAACCUCAAUGCCGAGAUGAAAAAGCGAGAGUGUCUCGAAUUCAAUUUCAACAGCCUCAAAUCAGGUGUGGUUUCCCUUGUGAUGACGGUAAUUUUCUCUUUGGCAGUUUUUGGAAAUCACUCUCCGUGUUCUCUAUUGUAUGUAGUUGAAUCCAGCGAGUGUAGUUGUGGUUUAAUAUGUUAUUGGGAGAAUGUUGAUGAAGUUGGAGCUUCAAAUGAUGGUGGAGAUGGUUUAUGA
This is a messenger RNA of Ilex paraguariensis (yerba mate), 342 nucleotides long. Lineage: Eukaryota; Viridiplantae; Streptophyta; Magnoliopsida; Aquifoliales; Aquifoliaceae. The record is from the annotation of a GenBank genome assembly.